UCUUAACAUUAAUUUUGGUGAAAGAUCCAGUGAAUAUUAUGCUUAGAGAAGGAAAUGAGAGGGCAUAUCAAGGAAUGUUCUCAAACACAUUAGAAUUCGAAGCACUCAUAAGUACUUUAAAAGGGAUUGCCACUCUACCUAUGAUGAGGCACAUGAUUCAGACAUGGCAAGAAUUCUUAUACGACAUUUUCAAGCACAUUACUUUUCCUCUUAUAGCCGGUUAUUUGUGGGCGAAAAUUAUAAUACUUAUAUACUACAUUUCCAAUCGGGAUACGAUUAGUGUUAUGAUGACAAACGUCGCCAUGCCUAUGAUUAUACAAUAUAUUAACGAAAUAGCAUAUUUAAAUGGCACAGUUGUUUUUUUGGUGAUGGGAUUUUUACUAAGUAGUCAAAGAAGAACUUUCUCUACGGAGUUGAACGAAGCAAACGAUUAUUUAUUUCGCAUGAUAGAUUUCACAUGUCGUAUAUUCUUAAUAAUGGUGUUGGGAAUGACAUUGCCAGUAUAUUAUAGAAUAACUCAUGAUUCACUGCACCCGCUUAGUCUCAAGAUCAUUUUAUUUGCGUUCCUCCUCUAUCCGCUUUUGAGUAUCAGCCGAUAUGUUAGUGUAUUUUGUUGUUGGCCGUUUCUAUAUUUUUUAGGUUAUAAAUACACGUGGAGAGAUGUGAUAAUAGUUGGAUGGUCUAGCAUGUCUGAACUCCUUCAAAUGAUACUUUUGCUAAUUGUUUCUGAUGCACAAGUCGAAUAUUUUCGUAACUGCGAUAUUAUAUUUAUAGCAAUUUGUAUGCAUUACAUAUUUUCAAACAUUAUAAAUUCUUCGUUGGUCCCUUAUUUUAUCGUACUUCUGAAAGACAAGACAAUGGAUGGAAUAAGUGAAUUAAAUAUGAAUAACUGUGGAAAGCAUAUUAUGGAAAUAAACAAAUGCAAAAUUGAUAUUGCAAAAAGAAAACAGAAUCCUGGUCCUGUAAAUUGGGAAGUAGUAAGCAAAUGGAUAGAAUUUGAUAGCUCAUACGAAAAAAGAGAUAUUGUAAAUAAUGAGGAAGAUAACGUGGCAAAACCUAAGCCCACGUUCAAUUAUGAACUUCUACUGAGAUAUUCAAGAUUGAGAGUUUUAAAUGCUUUGGAGAUGUCAUACUAUCAACAAUACGAAAAAGGAUUGUGUACUUCGGCAGUUCUGAUUACACUUCAGAAUUUAGUUAGUCAUACAAGAAACAUGUCAAAAACUCAAACGAUAAAAGUGGAAAAUUGUCAGUUGCCCCUCUGGACCUUAAGUGUUGAUUAGGAGUUUCAAAUUGUA
Molecule: messenger RNA, 1295 nt
Organism: Aethina tumida (small hive beetle)
Lineage: Eukaryota; Metazoa; Arthropoda; Insecta; Coleoptera; Nitidulidae
Exons: 6
Coding region: 39-1280 (413 amino acids)
Biological process (GO): proton transmembrane transport
Cellular component (GO): membrane
Molecular function (GO): sodium:proton antiporter activity
Source: RefSeq, a predicted model, not a curated record